AUGCCUGCGCGAACUAAGAAGGAAGAGCAGCCACAGGCUGAGGAUACCAACAUGGAGGACGCCCCAGCCUCCGCGCAGCCUGAGGUGAAUGACGAGAAUGUCGAGGAUGAGGAAGAAGAGGAGGAAAUUGAGCCCCAGAGAGUCCGAAUCCUUCCUGGCUCAACAGAUACUGCUGCCUCCUUUGAGUUCACUGAUGAAGGCCAUACACUUGGCAACGCCUUGAGAUAUAUCAUCAUGAAAAAUCCCGAUGUUGAAUUCUGCGCCUACUCUAUCCCCCAUCCCUCAGAGCCCAAGAUGAACAUCCGUAUUCAGACUUAUAGCGGAACUGCAGUCGAUGCCCUGAAGAAGGGCUUGGUUGACAUUCAAGAAGUAUGUGAUGUAGUCGCCGAUGAGUUCUGGACCAAGAGGGAGGCCUACAACGCAGAGCAGGGCAUUGGUCGAUGA
Fusarium redolens is the source of this 444-nucleotide messenger RNA. Its product is annotated as DNA-directed RNA polymerase. The coding region runs from base 1 to 444 and encodes 147 amino acids. Gene Ontology annotation, cellular component: RNA polymerase I complex; RNA polymerase III complex. Gene Ontology annotation, biological process: DNA-templated transcription. NCBI's taxonomy places the organism in Eukaryota, Fungi, Ascomycota, Sordariomycetes, Hypocreales, Nectriaceae. Gene Ontology annotation, molecular function: DNA-directed RNA polymerase activity; DNA binding; protein dimerization activity. The transcript has 4 exons. The record is from RefSeq and is a predicted model, not a curated record.